Cornus florida is the source of this 412-nucleotide messenger RNA. RefSeq lists its product as uncharacterized. Gene Ontology annotation, biological process: proteolysis. The coding region runs from base 71 to 412 and encodes 113 amino acids. The record is from RefSeq and is a predicted model, not a curated record. Gene Ontology annotation, molecular function: cysteine-type peptidase activity. The transcript is spliced from 3 exons. NCBI's taxonomy places the organism in Eukaryota, Viridiplantae, Streptophyta, Magnoliopsida, Cornales, Cornaceae.
UCAAACCAAUCACACGCAUGCAUUAAUGGUUUAAAUGUGAUCAUUGUAGGUGGUUGAAGUCUAUUGCCAAAUGCUCCAGCUGAAACAAAAGCGUAGAGGAACCAAAUUUUUCUUUCCGCCUUCGAUUGGGAUUGAACUUUCCAAGAUACCUUCAAAAGUGGUUGAUAGGAAAGGUAAAAUACAAGCAGUUUGGAACAAGUAUAAAAGGAUAAGGAAUGUCGAUGAUAACAAAGUUUGCCAAUUCAAUAUGCUUUUCUUUCCAAUACUUGUAAAUGAGAAACAUUGGUGCUUGUAUGUCUUUAACAUUUGCGAUAGUCGUAUGGAUGUGUUGGAUUCAAUGAAGCAAUGUUCGCAUGAUAAGCGUACUCCAGACAAGAUGUCAAAAGAUUUGGUAAACGCUUAUUACAUAUGA